UCGCGACUCGGCUCUCCCAAUUGACAAAAGCACUGCCCUACUGCUGCCAUAGCUCUGUCUCCUCCUUUCUCUCUGUGGAAACCAAGCACCAUGCCGUCUCCACAAUCCUUGACCACCACGGCAACCAUGCUCCGCCACCGGCUCUUCUCUCGUGCCGGGUCCACAGCUGCCGGACCUAGCCGAUGGGCGACGCCGGGCCACGAGGAGCAGCCUAAGGGAUACCUCUUCAAUCGGACUCCGCCUCCGCCCGGUCAAUCGCGUAAAUGGGAGGAUUGGGAGCUUCCCUGCUACAUUACAAGCUUCCUCACUAUCGUGAUCCUCGGCGUCGGCCUUAACGCCAAGCCUGAUCUCACGAUCGAGACCUGGGCGCAUAAGAAAGCUCUCGAGCGCCUAGAGAUGGAGAAGCUCCCCCCUACUGAGUCCGAGUAAACGGUGAACUAGUCUCGUGAAUCUGAUGUAGCGGUGAUCUGGGGUAUGCCUUUGCUUCUGGGUUGGAAAUCUUGUUGAUUGGUUUCUUUUUGAUAUGAUGAUGAUGAUGGGUUUAGAUGUUUUCUGUUGAACUUCACCUCUUAUGUUGAUAAUAUCUAGUGAUAAGUUUGUUACUUCUGGACUUAAUGCUGCAUAAUUCUCAGCUGUUAAUGUUCAUUAUGCUUUGACAAA
Molecule: messenger RNA, 660 nt
Organism: Carica papaya (papaya)
Lineage: Eukaryota; Viridiplantae; Streptophyta; Magnoliopsida; Brassicales; Caricaceae
Source: RefSeq, a predicted model, not a curated record